Messenger RNA from Paramecium sonneborni, 1631 nucleotides. NCBI's taxonomy places the organism in Eukaryota, Ciliophora, Oligohymenophorea, Peniculida, Parameciidae. The record is from the annotation of a GenBank genome assembly.
AAAAUAAAUAGUAUAUGUCAUAAGCUAGCAUAAAGUUGAUUGGAAAUUAUAUAUGCAACCAAGUAGAAAUAUUAGGAUAAGGUCUAAUGUGUACAGUAAUAAUAAUUAUUUGAUUUAGGUUUAUGAAGCAAAAAAUCGUGAGACGAAUAAAUAUGUAGCAUUAAAACAAAUAUCAAAAAUACAAAGAUCAGAUACAUUAACAAGAGAAAAAUUAAGAUAAUUAUAUGAAUUGGAAAUUGAAAUCUUAAAUAAAUGCAAGAUAAAAAAUUAUAAAAAUGUUAUAUCACUAAUAGAUAAUUUUGAAACUUAGAACCAUUUUAAUAUUGUUUUAGAUUUAUGUGAUUGUAAUAAAAAUUGAAAUUAUAAUUUCUAGCAAAUCUAAAAGAAUAUUUGGAAAAGUAACCUGGAAAAAGAUUGGAAGAAUAAGAGGCUGUUGAUAUUUUUAUAUAAAUUUUUGAAGGAGAGAAAAGGUUAAAAUUAAUAAUAAUUUAUAUAGUCUUCAUGAAUUACAUUAUUGUCAUAGAGAUAUUAAAUUAGAAAAUAUCUUAAUAAAAGAUAAUUGCAUAAAAAUAGCUGAUGUUAGUUUAGCAAAAUAUUUAGAAGAUUUAUAUUAAGCAACAUCAUCAAGAGUUGGAACUCCAGCUUAUGUAGCACCAGAGGUUAGAUCUUAAAAAUGGUAUUCUCCUUAUAAAGCAGAUAUUUAUUCGUUAGGUGUAGUAUUAUAUAACAUUUUAUAUGGAGUGGAGGAUUAGAGAGUUGAUAUCAUAAGAAAAAUGGAAAAUAGUCCAAUUAAAGUUAAUAAAGUUUUAUAAGAAUUGAUUAAAAAUAUGUUAAUUGAAGAUCCUUAAAAAAGAGCUGAUUGGUAAUAAGUAUCUUUUAGUAUUUAUUAAUAUAUGAUCAAUAAUUAAUAAGCUAACUCAGAUUCAAUUUUGAUGAUUACAUCUUAUUAUCAAUCUACUUGGUAAUAAAUCCUUCAAUUUUUAAAACAAAUUAUUGAAGAUUACUCAAAAUUCUAAAAUAAUAAUGAAAAUUUAAUCUUAUCUCCAAGUGCUCUUUUUAUUAUUAAAUUAAUCUAUAACAAUUUAGAAGAAAAACUCUUACAAUCUGUAAUCUCACGUUAAAAGGAAGAAGAAGAAUUAUAUAACAUAGAACUUAAUUUAAUAUCCUUUUAUCUAAAAGAAUAUUUGAAAGAAGCUUAGUAACUUUUAUUAUUAUUAAAUCUAGAAAAUGGUAUUUCUGUGAGUAAGCAGCUGGAAAAACUAUUUUAUGUGAUUCUUAAGCUCUGAAAGAAGAAUUUAUGUAUAGGGAAAGAAGUAAAAAUUUUAAUUAACAUUUUUAAUUCUAUAUUGCUGAUUGUGUUAUUAAAUUAGAUUAAUUGAAAUGUUAAACUAAUGGAUUGAAGUUUUUGAAGAAAUUAUUAUAACUUAAACUACUAAUUGCUUAUGAUUAUUUUAAUGAUUUUGUAAAUAAUUUAUUUAUAUUAAUAGCAACAAGUUUAAGAAUUAUUAAGUAAAAGUAAACUCUCAUCAGAAAAACAUAUCAUAUCCUUUUGUUAAGAAAUAAAUCAGAUUGAAACUGUAGAAUAAUACUUAAAUGCAUUAUCACCAAUAAUAUAACAUGUCCAAUAUUGA